Molecule: messenger RNA, 1230 nt
Organism: Scleropages formosus (Asian bonytongue)
Lineage: Eukaryota; Metazoa; Chordata; Actinopteri; Osteoglossiformes; Osteoglossidae
Product: relaxin-3 receptor 1-like
Exons: 1
Coding region: 1-1230 (409 amino acids)
Biological process (GO): immune response; calcium-mediated signaling; positive regulation of cytosolic calcium ion concentration
Cellular component (GO): external side of plasma membrane; membrane
Molecular function (GO): C-C chemokine binding; C-C chemokine receptor activity
Source: RefSeq, a predicted model, not a curated record
AUGUCUGAGUCGGAUUACAGGAAACUGGAGCAGUUUAACUGGACGCUGCACACGUGCAACGCAGAUCCGACUUGCAACUCAACUCAGCUGCGGUACCACAACAUCACCUUCUUGGAAGAUGUCAGCCUGCCAGGGGAUGGUUCUCCUGGCCUUCGGACCGCCAUCUCCGUGGUGUAUGGCAUAGUGUGUGCCCUGGGUUUGACCAGCAACCUCUUAGUGCUGUACGUCCUUCACUCUAGCAGGACCAGGUGGAAGUGUACCAUCAAUUUUUUUGUGUUCAAUCUAGCCAUCACUGAUCUGCUCUUCUCUAUGGUCCAACCCUUCUGGACUGUCGACGUGGCUCUCGACUACAGUUGGCCUUUCGGUUGGUGCAUGUGCAAAGUGAUCUCCUUGUUGACAGCGCUCAAUGUCUACGCGGGGACAUUCUUCCUAACUGCCAUGAGUGUGGCUCGCUACUGCUCAGUGGUCACCGCUCUCAAGCCGGCCAGGCCACAGGCUCGGAAGAUAUGUCUGAUGAAACUGGUAACGUGCCUGAUCUGGUCCGGGGCCUUGCUGGCUGCUGCUCCCAGCGUCAUCUUCUCCACCGUUUCUGAAGUAGGGGGAGAUCAGCUCUGUCUCCUCAGGUUCCCUGAGGGAACCUUCUGGUUAGGAGUCCAUCACCUCCUGAGGGUCACAUUUGGCUUUCUCCUCCCGUACACAGUUCUAAUCGUCUUCUAUCUCCUCCUCCUCCGGUUCCUGUGCAACCACAAGCUGAGAAGCGUCAGCCACCACCGCCAGAGCAGAGUAUCCAGAUCAGUGGCAGUGGUGGUCCUGUCCUUUUGCAUCUGUUGGUUUCCCUUCAACGUCAUCACCUUCUGGGGCAUCCUGAUCAAGUUAGAUGUCCUUGAGUUGACGUCAUCCUUCUAUGUGACCCAUACCUAUAUCUUUCCCCUGGCCACUUGCCUGGCCCACACAAACAGCUGUCUGAAUCCCAUCAUUUAUUGCCUGGUUCGUAAAGAGUUCAGAAAAGAGCUGAAGAAAAUACUGUGCAGACCACGAUUCUGGAAUCUGUGCAAGACAUCACUGGCUGCGAUGGCCUGUAGCAAAGACAAGACUCAGGAGCACUACGUAACAGUUCCACUUCCCCACGUGGAAAGCCAAACCGUCCAUUCUCAUACCAAAUCAUUCACCUACGUCACCUCAGUCUCCAGUCCUAGGAACUCUGCUCCUUUGGCUGAGUCUGGGCAAUAA